This is a messenger RNA of Dovyalis caffra, 384 nucleotides long. Lineage: Eukaryota; Viridiplantae; Streptophyta; Magnoliopsida; Malpighiales; Salicaceae. The record is from the annotation of a GenBank genome assembly.
AUGGGUGGUGCUGGAUUCAUUAGCCGGUGUUGGUUUGGUAAAGGAAAAGAUCCGAGGCUGCUAAUAGUGGAGAUUGGCUAUUGGAAGAGGGUAUUAAUAGUGGAAAUCGAGCCGAACAUCGAUGGAGGGGUCGUCACAUCGCAAGAAAACCAAGGCAAAAAGGUAAUUAGAGAUGGAUUUUAUAGGAAACACGACAUGGCAAGCAUGCUUGGGCACACACCAAGGCUAAGGCUAGGCCACGAUGUGCCUAAUGCAUAUCGAGUGCACCCUAGGCAUGUGCUUUUCAAGGCCUACGAGUAUCCUAGGCACGUGCGUGCAUUAGGGAGCAAUACUAGGUGCAUGAGCAUGCUAGGUGCUCUUAAGUACACCAAGUUGAAGGCUUAG